GUGGUUUCUCUCCUUUGUUACAGAGCCCACAGAAAAUCCAGUUGGCACCCUGAGGAACACUGCUGGAUACUCCUGUUAAAGAGAAUUCUCUUUGAGCCAGUUGAUUUCUUCCCUUUAGAAAUGGGAGCUGUCAGUGGAUUUAUAAAAUAUUCUAUGUUUAUCUUCAACUUCAUAUUCUGGGUAUGUGGCAGCGUCAUCCUGGGAAUAUCAGUAUAUGCACGUACCAGCAAAUUCGGUCAAGAGAUCAUUCGUGGUGAAGCAGCUGGACUGAAUACACAUGCAGCUGCGAAUCUCUUGAUAGCUGUGGGUACCAUUAUCAUGGUCCUUGGUUUCCUGGGAUGCUGUGGUGCUAUGAAGGAAAGUCGCUGCAUGCUGCUCUUGUUUUUCAUUGGAUUACUUGUGAUUGUGAUUAUUCAGAUUGUAGCAGGUGUGCUAGGAAUAACCUUCAAAUCUAAGAUUGAAAAAGCAUUUGUAAAAACUUUUGAGCAUGAAGUGACGACUUUGACCAAAGAUGAUCCUCAGUCUCUGGCAUUUCAAAAGAACUUGGACAAAAUGCAAAAGAAGUUUAAAUGCUGUGGCUUGGUCAAAGGAGCUGCUGACUGGGGAAGGAACUUCUACAAGUACAGUGCAUCAUGUGAAUGUCCAAAUGAUAUAUUUAAUGACUGUGAAGACUAUGAGGGAAAACAUGUUUACAGAGAGUCAUGUGGUCAAUAUCUUAUCACCUACUUGAAGAAAAAUUUGAUGAUUGUUGCUGGGAUUGCAUUUGGAGUGGCAGUGAUUGAGAUUCUUGGCCUGGUCUUUUCUUAUGUCUUAUGGCGCCAGAUUGGGCCAAACUGAAACUGCAGGAAUUAAUCUGUCACCUACCAAAUCAGCCUUUUCACAAUUAGCUUUGCUUAAAAAACAAAACAAAACUGUACAGCUUUGUCAAAUAGUAGCCGGUUUGCUAAAAUAUUUGAUUUUGCAGAAAGCAUAACUACAUUUCGUUAUGUACCAGAUGUGUUUAAGAGUUGUGUGUCAUAGGAAUAAAUGAUAUGGAUGUAUAUUAUUUUCAGAAUAAAAAAAUUUUGUUUUAAUUGA
Molecule: messenger RNA, 1077 nt
Organism: Gracilinanus agilis (Agile Gracile Mouse Opossum)
Lineage: Eukaryota; Metazoa; Chordata; Mammalia; Didelphimorphia; Didelphidae
Gene: TSPAN8
Product: tetraspanin 8
Exons: 8
Coding region: 121-837 (238 amino acids)
Cellular component (GO): membrane
Source: RefSeq, a predicted model, not a curated record